Molecule: messenger RNA, 2935 nt
Organism: Patella vulgata (common limpet)
Lineage: Eukaryota; Metazoa; Mollusca; Gastropoda; Patellidae
Product: esterase LipI
Exons: 10
Coding region: 1343-2311 (322 amino acids)
Molecular function (GO): hydrolase activity
Source: RefSeq, a predicted model, not a curated record
CAUAAGUAUGACAUAGGUCGACCAUUAUAAACGUGCAAUGUACAUGAUUGCAGAAACUUUCGCGGGGAUUUUCGACUCCUAAUCAACAGUGCUGUCUGGUUGUGUAGUUUUCUUCCUCCAAUUUCGUUUUUCAUAGAACUGAACCUUCGUCUGAUCUCUCGAAAUUUCGUAUCGCUAAAAUAUUUCGCUGAUUUCAAGGUAUAGAGAGAGAUCGGAUUAAUAGAGGGAAUAAAAUACACUGCUGUUGAUAAAAUAAACAUCUAGAUGUGGAUGAACAGUGGAUCCUGGGCACAGAGCCUCUUGUCGAGAUUUAUGCCGUCUGGAUUUACUGAGGAUCAACCUACCCAAGUAAUCAGGUGUGUAUCCAUAGAUAUACAGAUAUGACCUAAAUGAUAACUCUUCCUCGGUUGACAGAGAGGACGUUGCUUUACUUGGUGAUGUGAUUCUUGAUGAAGGAACAUCGGUGGACCCAGAACCCUCGGACGGUGUUGAUGAUAAGCAAUUACUCAACGAACACAUUAACGGAUGUCAUUCUCCACCGUUACAAGAACGCCAAGUUUUGCACAAUUUGAGUAAUACUAAGCGGUCCACUAGACCAACAUCGUUAACAGCACCAAGAACUCAGCAUAAAGAUUCUCCAUCUGGAAAUGACAUUUUAACGCAGAAUUUAAAUUCUGAUAAAACUCUUUCGAAAAAACGACACCGGAUUGUCCAGGAAUACCAUUCCUCGCACAUUUCGCAACAAACAUAUGAUCAUAAUCAGAAUAUACUAGUUCAGGAUAAUAUUUUAAAAGUCACUCAUUCACAGGAAUCGAUUAAUGAGGAUUUAGAAUCGGGUUAUUUUUCCUUACAGCACACACCUAAACACUCCACGGUUCCAGUCAAUUCCCAAAAGACUCCUAUCAAAUCGUGCAAUCCAAAUGGAGUAAGCUCCCAAAUUUGUUAUAGACGUUAUUUGACGUCUAAACGAGUGAUUCGCAAAGUACGUGUAGAAAAGGAUAACCAAAGAAGACAUUCGUCGGAUCAAGGAUUUGCCUUUCUCACUCCAGAAAGCAAAGCGAAAAUAUUGAGCAUUCGUCAGAAAUGGGAAAAAAUAACUAGUCCGGAAUCGACACAGAAUAGAAGCUUGCACUUCAACAGGUACCCCAAUUCUAGCGAGAUUUCUUCUUUGAGGAAGUCGCCAUCAGCAGAAUCGUUAUCCUCGAGCCAAAGGGUGUCAUAUUUAAGUAGUGCUAGACCGCUGAGAGUUUCGGUUUCUAAAUUAAAUUCCGAUAGGACAAGGGACCAGGAGUCAUAUUCAUCAACUGAGUCCCAUCACAAACAGCACGAAACAAAACCCAAGAUGGAUGCUGUGACAAAUUUUUCAAAGCUAAAGAACAAAUAUUCAUUGCCCGAAGAGACAAUAUCAUUCUUGGAACAAAACAAUAAUGUAUUGGGUAAGAAAUCUACCGUAGCUGAACGGAGAGUUCUGUACGAACAGCAAACAGAAUUAUAUGGAAAACGUGUAGAAUUCGAUGGCAUUUAUAAACAAUUUAUCGCACCUAGUAUUAAAUGUAAAGAAGGAUUGCCAGUCGAUAUUAUAAGGCCUAAAAAACUGCCUCAGGUACCGACAAUAGUCAUUUACUUCCAUGGCGGAGAUUUAUCCACUGGUUCAAGAAGAACGUCAGAAGAUUUCUGUAAAUAUCUCGCCAAAAGUGCCAGGUGUAUUGUAGUUAAUGCUGAAUAUCGUUUAGGACCCGAUAUUAAACUACCUAUGCAGAUCGAUGAUGCAAAAUGUGUUGUUAGAUGGGUGAAAAUGAACAGAGGAUUAUUAGGUGCUGUUUUAGAGAGCAAAAUUGGUGUAGCAGGAGACAGUUUUGGUGGUUUAAUUGCAGCCUCGGUUGUUCCAGAAGUUGAUAGUCUAGAUUUUCAGAUUUUGAUUUGUCCGGUACUAGAUCUGCGAUUAGAUCAAUCUCAGCCAUCAGUAGCAGAAUUUGAGAACGGGCCGUGCUUUUCGAAAUCAGAUAUUGAAAAGGUGAUAGAACAGUCUUUGCCUAAUUCAGCAGACAGAUUCAAACCGUUAGCUUCACCUUUACUUCAAUCUAACUUUAAUCGACAUCCAACAACUUUUCUACUUAUAGCACAGAUUGAUCCCUUCAGGGAUGCUGUGUAUGAAUAUAAACAGAAGUUGGUAGAAGCAGAAAUAGAUGUAACAAGUUAUCUGGUUAAAGGAUCAGUUCAUUCUUUCUUUAGGUUAUCUGGUCAUUUUAAAUCUCUGUGUGAAGAAUCUUAUCAACAAAUUACAGAUUUUCUCCAUAGAUUAGUUAUGUAAUCGUGGAACCAAAAUAUCUAACAUUUACUACUAAAAAAUAUUUUAUGUUUGAUGACAUCUUCAAAAAAAAACCCUAAGUGUUUUUUUUAUGUUUAAUGAAACCGUAAAUAGGCGAUUUUCUGUUUGAUGACUGACAUCUUCAAAAAAAACCCCAACAGAUUUUAUGUUUGAUAACAUCUUCAAAAACCAGAAUAUUUUGUUUGGUGACAUCUUCCAAAACCAGGAAAUUUUAUGUUUGAUGACAUCUUCAAAAACCAGGAGAUUUUAUGUUGGAUGACAUCUUCAACUAUGGGAAUUUACGGGAGCAAUGUGGUGAAGCGGUGGCGAUUGGGAAUGUGCAAGUCUUUGGAAAUCACUGUUCUCAACUAAAACAUGGCACAUUAGUUUGUUAAUGCAUAGCUGUCAUUAUAUUCGAUGAUAUUUGGACCAAUAUGAUUACCAGUGAAACUCUAUACUUGAUAUCUAUUAAUCGACUCUAUACUUGAUAUCUGUUAUUCCUGUAAAAUAAUAAGGCUCAACUUGAGAUUGUUUGGUAUAUUGUUAUAUUAUAUGUUAUUGUAUAUUGUUGAUGGCUAUAUUAGAUCUACUAUCUAUAUUUUUUGCAAUAAACUUAUUAAAUUCAAA